GUCCGCAAACCCCCUUCCCCCCCCCAACCCUGCAGACAUGGAGCAUCGGGGCACCCCACCAAGGUGCUCCCCCUGUCUUAGGGGAAGGAAAGGGUAUAAAGCACCAGGGAUAUCCUCCGCAUCCCCCUUGGUCAGAGAGCCUGAAGAAAUGAUGGGAAAAGCCGAGGAACUCUUCCAGCUCUGCGAUAAAGAAGAGAAAGGGUUAAUAACCAAACGAGAUCUACAGCGGCUGCAAAAUGAACUUCCGCUCACCUCAGAACAAUUGGAAGCUGUAUUUGACAGCCUGGACCAGAGUAAUAAUGGUUACCUUACUCCUGUGGAGUUCAGCAUGGGUCUUGGUAAAUUACUUGGGGUUAGUGUGACUAAUGGAGACGAGGAAGAGAGACCAGUAAUGGAGGAGACGUUUGAAUCCGGCUGGUCAGAUGAAGAUCAGGAUGAUACAGAAGAAAUACUCUUCUAUGCUACAAUGGAACAGUUGGGAGCUGCUCGAAUAUUUCAAGAACACAGGGAGCUCCGAGAACUGUGGAAUCGUUUACGCAAAGAGCGCCCGGAGCUGCUAGCAAACUUUGAGGAGUUUCUCUUCCGUGUAUCCUCUCAUAUCCGGGACGUGCAUCAUGAAAAGGAGACUUUGGAACAAGCUUUAAAAAGGAAAGAAACAGACCACGGACGAGAGGUGAGGGGUCUUUAUGAAGAGAUGGAGCAGCAGAUCAAAACGGAGAGAGAACGACUACUCAGGAAGGAUUCCACCAGACAACAGGACAGACAAACAACUCUGCAGAGGGAACUAAUGAGGAAGGAACAAGAGCUUGAAGGCAUUGUUCUACGACAGCGAAAGUUGGAGCAUCAGUUACAAUCUUUAAACAGUGAACAACUCGAGACACGAGUUCAGAAUGAUCGCUUGAGACAGCUAAAUGAGGACCUCAUGGAGCAACUUGAGAUGACCAAGACUGACUUGGAAAAGGCACAGGCAAGCCUAAUGAAUCUGCGCAAACAAGAGCAAGAGGAGCAGCAACGCAAGAAGAGGUUUGCAUGUAAAGUCUCCCAGAAUAUGCAAAAAGAGAAGCAGAGCCUCUUGCGACAGUUGGAACUUCUCAGGGACAUGAACAAAAAGCUUCGGGAUGAGAAGGAUGUGUUUGAAGCAAAGAAGUUGGACAGCCUAAAGAAGAAUCCUGCUGAGGCCAUGCUGGUUUCUAGUUGCUGCUGCUGUUGCUGCUCGAGCUAUGCUGGCAGCGUACAUUGUGAUCCCACACUCUGACCACAUGGGGGCACCAAUGAUCAAGCUGUGGACAAUAGAUUUUACCUUUUAUAUAGAUGUGUAUAUGUAAAUACUGUAUAUAAUUAUUUGUAUAUAGAAGUAACCACAAUUCUCUAUUUGUGGAGAUAUAGAUAUAUUUUUUGGGUUCAUAUUUCAUUAGGUCAACAUUAUUACAGAUGGAUACUUACUCUAGGUGACUGAACAAUUUGUUUAGGUUUUUUUCUACAAUUAGAAAGUGAGAUGGUUUACUUAUAGUUAAACUGUAACUUCGCCUAUGGACAAAAUGGAAGUAAUAAGGCAGAACUGUGAAAUAAUAAGGUCUGUAAAUAGUAUUUAUUACUUACUUUGGUCCAUUACACCUGUAAAAUAUUUUAGGUAUCCAUUGCUC
Nanorana parkeri is the source of this 1643-nucleotide messenger RNA. RefSeq names its product calcium release activated channel regulator 2B (gene CRACR2B). The record is from RefSeq and is a predicted model, not a curated record. Bases 38 to 1255 code for a protein of 405 amino acids. NCBI's taxonomy places the organism in Eukaryota, Metazoa, Chordata, Amphibia, Anura, Dicroglossidae. Gene Ontology annotation, molecular function: calcium ion binding. The transcript is spliced from 9 exons.